AUGGAGAGCCAGCGCUCGUCCUCCUACAGCCACCGCUUUGGCCCUGCCACCCCCAUGCACCGGGUGCCCCCCGCCAGCCCCCCAGUCCGGAGCCACCGGGGACCCCGCGGCACCCACCCGGCCUCCCGGCUGGGCUCGGGCAGGAUGGACUUCUCGCUGGCCACGGCGCUCAACUCGGAGUUCCGGGAGACACGCACCAGCGAGAGGGUGGAGAUGAUGGAGCUCAACGACCGCUUCGCCAGCUACAUCGAGAAGGUGCGGCUGCUGGAGCAGCAGAACAAGGUGCUGGUGCUGGAGCUGAACCAGGCGCGGGACCAGGAGCCCUCCCGCCUGGGGGACGUUUAUCAGGAGCAGCUGCGGGAGCUGCGGCUCCACGUGGAGCAGCUGGGCACCGCCAAGGCCCGGCUGGAGAUCGAGAGGGACAACCUGGCCCAGGACCUCAGCAACCUCCAGCAGAAGCUGCAGGACGAGGUGACCCUGCGGCUGGAGGCCGAGAGCAACCUGGCUGCCUACAGGCAGGACGUGGACAACGGCACCUUGGCUCGCCUGGACCUGGAGCGGCGUGUGGGGACCCUGCAGGACGAGAUCGCCUUCCUGCGCAAGGUCCACGAGGAGGAGCUGCGGGAGCUGCAGGAGCAGCUGUCCCGGCAGCGGGUGCACGUGGAGGUGGACGCCAGCAAACCAGACCUGACGGCCGCCCUGCGCGACAUCCGCAGCCAGUACGAGGCCGUGGCCGCCAGCAACGCCCAGGAGACAGAGCAGUGGUACAAGUCCAAGUUCGCAGACCUGACGGACGCGGCCGCCCGGCAAAACGAGGCCCUGCGUGCGGCCAAGCAGGAGGCCAACGAGUACCGGCGCCAGCUGCAGGCCCUCACCUGCGACCUGGAGGCUCUGAGGGGCUCGAACGAGUCCCUGGAGAGGCAGCUGCGGGAGCUGGAGGAGCGCUACGCCCUGGAGACGGCCGGCUACCAGGACACAGUGGCACGGCUGGAGGAGGACAUCCAGAGCCUCAAGGAGGAGAUGGCCCGGCACCUGCAGGACUACCAGGACCUGCUCAAUGUCAAGCUGGCCCUGGACAUGGAGAUCGCCACGUACCGCAAGCUGCUGGAGGGCGAGGAGAGCAGGAUCACCAUCCCCGUGCAGAGCUUCUCCAACCUGCAGGUCCGAGAGAACAGCCUGGACACCAAAUCUGUGUCAGAAACCCACGUGAAGAGGAGGAUCGUGGUCAAAACUGUGGAGACUCGAGAUGGAGAGGUGCUCAAGGAGUCCAAGCAGGAGCACAAGGAGGGGCCGUAGGGCAGACGAUCCCGAGCUCCGCAGGUCCCGCCCGACGCUUCGAGGGAGCCCCGCGGGCACCGGGGGCGGGAGGAGCCGGCGGUGCCUCGAGGGGCAUCUCCCUCCCCUGCACCCCUCGCCUCUCCCGCGUCACCCCGUGCCCAGGGACCCCCACACCCUGUUUGGGGCUGGCAGAGAGCAAAGCGCCCAUCGGAGCGGGCACUGUGUGGGGCGGGGUGGGCAGCACGCAGGUCCAGGCAGAGCCAGGCUCCCCGGCGGGAUCCUGCCGCAUUCCCACAGCACGGCGUGCCGGUGGUUUGGGGGCUGUUCCUGCCUCGCCCCGGGCCUCCAGCUCGCCAGUGCCGAUGGAGAGGAUCCAUCCCGUUUUGAUCUCCAUGCAGUGGUUGGACAAGAUGAUGGUGCCAAGAGCAUCUCCUGCACCCACCUUGCUGCCCUCUCUGGUCUGGGAGACCUCCCUGGAUCUCCCCAGUACACCCUGACCCCCAGCACCCUUGGGUGGAGGCUGCAGAGUGCAAGGCACCCGCUGGAGAGGGACACUGCCCUGUCACCAGGGGUUGGUGAGCUCAGCUGAGGGGCAGGGGCAGGAAAAUUGGGAGGAUGGAGAGGCAGGGGAGGAGGAAGAGGACAAUGGAGAAGCAAGAUGCUCUUGGGAUGGUGUCAGGGGGUGAUGAAAUGGGGAUCAGGAGGGAUUCCUGGAGGUGUCCAGGGUGGUUUGUGGGGGCAGUGUGGGCUGGGUGGCCUCAAGAACUUCUCCUGGCACAGAGCCCUGGCACUGUCCUGACCCCCACACUGGGUGUCUGCCACCAGGGUGUCCCCAACACUGUGGUGGGGACAAACAGAUCUGAGGGGUUCAUGGUGAGGUGUGACCCCUGGCCCUGCACUUGGGGGUCUCACACAGGGGAAAAUGGAGAGAAAGGGGGUGCAGAGGAGGAGGAAGAUGUUGAGGGCUCUCACAAACGGAGCCAUCCCUGUCCUGCCUGUCCCACCUGGGGUCACACUGUGAGCCAGGGGGUCUGGGGACCAGGGCUGCCCCAGUCACAGCCCCUGCCACACACAGAACCUGAGCCCAUUCUUCCAUGGGCAUUCAGGGCGGGGUUGGAAAAAAUCCCUUGUCCCUGGGCUGCAUGUGGCCCUGUGCCUUCACCUGUCCUCCCCCAGACCACCCAGGGCAUUGCCCAGCCCCACUCCCACCUUCACUGCAGUCACUGACCACAAGCAGAGCCUUCCCUGAUGCCAUCUGACACAGGAGCAAGGACCCAGCAGCACUCCCCGUGCCCUGCCAGCCCCUUGUGAUGACACAUCCCUGCUCUUGGAUCCAUCCCCUCAUCCCUCUGUCCCCCUCAUCCCCUGGCUCAGGUUUGCUUUGCUCCAAAUCCAGAAAGGCCAUUCCUGGGGCAGGAGAUGUUACAGGAGCCCAGGGCGCUGCCCAGGGUGGGAACCCAGGGGGAAUCCAGCUUGGCCCCCACAAGCAGCCUCCCUUGUUAUUAAUUACUGACUUAUUAAUUGCUGAGCCUGUCACAGCUCGGGGUGAGGAAUAAAGCUAAUGAACACUCUGGUUGUUCCUGAA
Pipra filicauda (Wire-tailed manakin) is the source of this 2863-nucleotide messenger RNA. It is a transcript of the gene GFAP, whose product is annotated as glial fibrillary acidic protein. Gene Ontology annotation, molecular function: structural constituent of cytoskeleton. Gene Ontology annotation, biological process: intermediate filament organization; regulation of chaperone-mediated autophagy. Gene Ontology annotation, cellular component: cytoplasm; intermediate filament; cell projection. The coding region runs from base 1 to 1296 and encodes 431 amino acids. Lineage: Eukaryota; Metazoa; Chordata; Aves; Passeriformes; Pipridae. The transcript is spliced from 9 exons. The record is from RefSeq and is a predicted model, not a curated record.